Molecule: messenger RNA, 5846 nt
Organism: Tachysurus fulvidraco (yellow catfish)
Lineage: Eukaryota; Metazoa; Chordata; Actinopteri; Siluriformes; Bagridae
Gene: slc4a4b
Product: solute carrier family 4 member 4b
Exons: 28
Coding region: 379-3705 (1108 amino acids)
Biological process (GO): monoatomic anion transport; bicarbonate transport; regulation of intracellular pH
Cellular component (GO): plasma membrane; basolateral plasma membrane
Molecular function (GO): solute:inorganic anion antiporter activity; sodium:bicarbonate symporter activity; monoatomic anion transmembrane transporter activity
Source: RefSeq, a predicted model, not a curated record
AGAGCUCUUUAAAUAUGGAAAGGAGACAGAAGUGCCAUUGACGCUCGGAGACGAGCGAACAGACAAGAGAACGUUCCUCACUUUUAGCGACUGUCCAGAGUAUCUGAGUUUUGUUAUUUAUUGAACUUAUCGUAGUUUGUAGAUCCAGUGACAUAACGUUAAAUCCCGACAGAUAGAAUACGAACAGGUCGAAGUGAGUAAACUUAACCAAAGUGCCAGAGUGCUUGGCUUCUUCUGCAGUUAUUGGGUUUCGGUUUUUGGCGUUUUCACAAAAUUUCGACAUUGAGAAUAGUGAGCGCGUUUGUUUCACACUGACAGGACGGCUUCUGUGACACCAUUACGCACUUAAGCACUUCGGGAAGAAGGAGGACUCCCGUAAUGAGCGAUAAAAACAAGGUGGAUGAAGAGGCUGUGGUGGACAGAGGUGCCUCAUAUGUCAAACAUUGUGACAAGGAGGAGGUUGAGAGCCAUCACACAGUGUACAUCGGUGUCCAUGUACCGAAGAGUUACCAUCGCCGUCGGAGACACAGAAGACGUUCAAGUCACAAAGAAAAGAAAGAGCGAUUAAUUGAAGGAGUGAGCGACAAAUCGGACACUGAGAAUGUGGAUGACUCCUCCACCAGCAUCCUCAAACCUCUCAUCUCUUCGGCAGCCGAAAGGAUCCGCUUUAUUCUGGGUGAGGAGGAAAGUGGCCCCGCACCACCACAGUUAUUCACUGAGCUUGAUGAACUGCUCACCACUGAUGGCAACGAGGUUGAGUGGAAAGAGACUGCCAGGUGGAUCAAGUUUGAGGAGAAGGUAGAAGAGGGUGGAGAGAGGUGGAGUAAGCCCCAUGUUGCCACUCUGUAUCUGCACUCACUGUUUGAACUGAAGAAGUGCAUAGAGAAGGGCACUGUCAUGCUUGACAUGGAGGCUAACUCACUGCAGCAGAUUGUUGAAAUGAUCACAGACACUCAGAUUGAGACGGGGCUGUUGAAGGCUGAGCUAAAGGAAAAGGUUACAUACACACUACUGCGAAAACACCGCCAUCAGACCAAGAAGUCCAACCUACGCUCUUUGGCUGACAUUGGCCGAACUGUCUCGAGUGCAAGUAGGCUGUUUUCAAACCAAGAGAAUGUGCGUGGUUCUGUUGACCACUCUGUGCCACGCUUUAGCAUCUCUGAAAUUGAAGGCCAAAUACAGAUGCAGAGAAGCAACAGCGUGGGUAUGCUUUGUACUCCAGCUGCAGUGCCCCAAAAUCUGACCUCCAGCAGCCUUAAUGACCUCUCUGACAAGCCUGAGAAGGACCAGUUAAAUAAUAAAUUCAUGAAGAAGAUCCCACGGGAUGCAGAGGCAUCUAACAUUCUUGUGGGUGAAGUGGACUUCUUAGAUUCUCCUUUUGUGGCCUUUGUGCGGCUCCAGCAGGCCAUCAUGCUUGCAGGGCUCACUGAAGUCCCUGUGCCUACACGAUUUUUGUUUGUUCUUUUGGGACCGACAGGAAAAGCCAGAUCAUACCACGAGAUUGGUCGAGCCAUUGCUACUUUAAUGUCAGAUGAGGUGUUUCAUGACAUUGCAUACAAGGCCAAAGUUCGGGGUGACCUAUUGGCUGGUAUUGAGGAAUUCCUUGAUGAGGUCAUUGUGUUACCCCCUGGAGAGUGGGACCCUGACAUUCGUAUUGAGCCCCCAAAAUCACUACCAUCCUCAGACAAACGAAAGAAUAACUUGGGAGCAGGAGGAGUUGGAGGUGGAGAUGGAUCCAAGCUUAAUGGCGAUGCUCCUAUUGAAAGUGGUGCAGGAGGAGGUGGUGGAGGUCACCAUGUUGGAGAGGAGCUCAAGUUCACUGGCAAGUUUUGUGGUGGUCUGUGUCUGGAUGUUAAGCGGAAGCUGCCAUUUUUUGCAAGUGAUUUUUACGAUGCCCUGAAUAUCCAGGCCUUGUCUACUAUUUUGUUUAUCUAUCUGGGCACCGUAACCAAUGCCAUCACCUUUGGAGGCUUGCUUGGAGAUGCCACAGAUAACAUGCAGGGUGUGAUAGAGAGCUUUGUGGGAACAGCAUUGGCAGGUUCAGUGUUCUGUCUGUUAGGUGGCCAGCCUCUGACAAUCCUUAGCAGUACAGGGCCGGUGCUUGUGUUCGAGCGGCUGCUGUUCAACUUCAGCAAGGACCAUGCAUUAGACUACCUAGAAUUUCGGCUGUGGAUUGGACUGUGGUCAGGCUUCUUGUGUCUGGUGCUGGUGGCAACAGAUGCCAGCUUCCUUGUACAGUACUUCACACGUUUCACAGAGGAAGGCUUUGCAUCUCUCAUCAGCUUUAUCUUCAUCUACGAUGCAUUCAAGAAAAUGCUCAAGCUUGCCCACCACUACCCCAUCGAUACCAAUUACCACUGGGACAUGGUCACUCAAUAUGCCUGCCAAUGCAUGCCUCCUGAGGGCAACAUGUCUGUCCCAGAUGAAAAAAUUAAAUUCAACUCAACUGGACAGCAGCACUGGAAUUUUACCUGGUCAUCACUAACUCAGUCUGAGUGUUUGGAGUGGGGUGGAGUUCUGCAAGGAGAAUCCUGUGGUUUUGUUCCAGACAUCACACUGAUGUCAUUUAUCUUGUUCAUGGGCACCUACACAUGUUCCAUGGGCUUAAAGAAGUUUAAAACCAGCAGAUUCUUCCCAACCAUGGUGCGUAAGCUGAUCAGUGACUUUGCAAUUAUACUGGCCAUUCUGAUCUUCUGUGGGAUAGAUGCGCUGGUUGGUGUGGACACACCAAAACUAGAAGUUCCAAGUGAAUUCAAGCCUACAAAUCCAACCCGUGGCUGGUUUGUGCCCCCUUUUGGUGGAAACCCCUGGUGGGUGUACCUGGCCUCCUUCCUACCUGCACUUCUUGUCACCAUCCUCAUCUUUAUGGACCAGCAGAUCACUGCCGUCAUUGUCAACAGAAAGGAGAAUAAACUCAAGAAAGGUGCUGGCUACCAUUUGGACCUGUUCUGGGUGGCUGUGCUAAUGAUCGUGUGCUCAUUCAUGGGCCUGCCGUGGUAUGUGGCAGCCACUGUCAUCUCUAUUGCCCACAUUGACUCACUUAAGAUGGAGACAGAGACAUCAGCACCAGGCGAACAGCCAAAAUUCCUGGGAGUCAGGGAACAAAGAGUAACUGGAGUGAGUGUCUUCCUUUUAACUGGCCUAUCAGUCUUCAUGGCACCUGUUCUUAAGUUUAUUCCCAUGCCGGUGCUUUAUGGUGUCUUUCUCUAUAUGGGGGUAGCUUCUCUAAAUGGAGUGCAGUUCAUGGAUCGCUUAAAGUUGUUUCUAAUGCCAGCAAAGCACCAGCCAGAUCUGAUCUACUUGCGCCACGUCCCUCUGCGCCGAGUUCACCUGUUCACCUUCAUCCAGAUUCUUUGCCUUGCCCUGCUUUGGAUCCUAAAGUCCACUGUGGCAGCUAUAAUAUUCCCAGUCAUGAUUUUGGCCCUGGUAGCUGUGAGGAAGGCAAUGGACUAUAUUUUCUCUCAGCAUGAUCUUGGCUAUCUUGAUGAUGUUAUGCCAGAGAAAGAAAAAAAGAAGAAAGAGGAUGAGAAAAAGAAGAAAAAAAAGAAGGGCAGCAUUGACAGUGACUUAAACUAUUCAGACUAUCCAGCCAAUGACAAUAUUCCCACUAUAAAGAUAUCCAUGGAGACGAUGGAGGAGGAGCAAAUGAGGGGAGACAAACCCUCAGAAAGAAAUAAGCCCAUGUCAUUCCUCACUCCAUACUGAUUCACUUGGUUUCUUUCCUUCCAGGUCAAGAUUUCAGUCGGUAUCAGUAACUCACUGGAUACAGAGAGUAUGAGGAAAUCCCAUGCUAAUGCUGGACCUAAAACCCACUGUGACUGUAAGAAGGAAAUACUGUAUUUUAUCUGAUAAAACACUCCUCUAAAUAUUUGAAUAAUACUGUACAUAUUUAAAAUUAAAUCAUUUACAGAUUAUGGUUUGAAAUGAGUUAACAUCAUGUAGUCUUCAUUUGAAGGCAAAUGUAAAGCAAAGAAUUUUGUAUUUAAUAUUAAGCUUGUACUUAUUAUGUAAUAUCUUAUUCUCUUAUAAUGAUUCUUAAAUUUGUGCAGAAUGUCUAUGAGCGAAUUACAUCAAAUCGAUCAAAUCUUUUCAUAAACAAAUAUAAAUAAUAGAAACCUCAGUUCUAAAACAAAAAACAAAAACAACCUUUCAUGAUCUUGUACAUUAUGCUAAACCAAUGCUGCACACACAUGGAGUUUUUAUUUAUACUUUACUGAUUAGUACAUUUUAUUAUAUUUUACCUUGAAUCAUAGCUCUACCUCUUAGAGUGCUAUUGUGCCAGGCACUGUGUGUUUGAUCUAUGCAGAUAAAAAGUGAUUGCGAUGAAAUAUAGCUCUUUUAAGAGCAUGCACAAGAUUGCUGUCAUCAUUUUAUUACAAAUUAUAAUAAUCAUCCAUAAACUAUGCAAAACCCAAUCUGUGUCUUUCUACAGUACAAAGUAAAUGAAAGAUGUCUAUUGAAGAGAUUAAAAUAUGAUUUUAUUAAGUGUACUUUGAGUAUCAUCUGUGCAAAUAUAUUUUUAUUGUACUUCAUUUUUUUUAACAAAGAGAUUGAUUGAUCUAGCAUAUAGUCUUUUAUACGAUAUGUAGGUAAUGUUGUUAAAUGUGAAUUAUAGAUUAAUAUCUGCAAGAGACAAUAAACAGAAAUAAUUCUAAUUAGUUUAAUUACUAAUUAGUUAUUUAAAAUUAAUGUAUUAAUUCAACCCGAUUAAAGUGUAAACUCUAGAGAGUGCUGUGUGUGAAAAUCCUAGGUGAUAAGCAGUUUAUGAAAUACUAAAUCCAGGCUAUCUGGUACCAACCAAGACACGGUCAGAGUCACUGAGAUCACAUUUUUCCCUAUUCUGAUGCUUGAUGUAAACAAUGAGCUUAUAAUAUUAAGCUGUAUCUGUGUAUCUGCUGCUGUGAUGCAUUGUGCUUCUGUCACAUGAAUGGCUGAUUGGAUAAUUGUAUAAAUGACCAGGUGUACAACAUUCCUUUUAAAGUGGCCAGUCCAUAAGAUUGAAAUCAAUAUCAGUUAUUAAUGGGUUUUUUUUUACCAGUAUCAGUAACUCAGUAGGAAAGAUAUAGUAUGGGAAGAUGCAGUGUUUUUUUAACGCAACACUUUUGCCCACUGUGUCCAUGUUUAAGCAGUUUCAAUUAGGUUUGUGUCAGAAACUUUGAGUCAUGUUUUAUGAAGUAAAAUGGUGGAAAGGUGGAAUCUAAAUGAGCAAAUCAGAUAAAAUAUUUGCAUAGGUAAAAAGGUUAAAUGUUAAUUAUAUGCUUUUGGUUCUAAAAGCCUUCUGGUAGUGUGCACACUGUUAUACAGUAGGUCAGGCAGGGGGCAAUGUGUAGAUAAAAGCCUUCUAGCCCAUUUACUGUAUACCGAAUAAUCACCCAUCGACAGACAUUAUAGACUGAAUGUAAGAAUGUGAGUAAAAUUGUUCAUUUCCAUUCCCUGGAUGUUUCAUCUGUAUAUUUUUAAAAUUGCUAAAACAUUUUUUAAGGUGCAUUAGAUUUCCCAAUGAGACACAUUCUCUUAAAUCUUUCUGAACCUUACUUUUACACUUACUGUGCUUUUUGAAAUUCUGGCAUAAUUCUUCCAAUUUAAAAUGACCUUGAUUGCUUACAAUUAAGAAAGUACUGCACUCCCCUUCUACUGUACAAUAGACUAAAGAUAUUUAAUUGAUUUAUAGUCAGAGUAUGACAUGUAUUACGAAUAAUAUUAGAGAUGUGUUUUACAAUCAGUUGCUGUCUGAUUUGUGUAUGUUUUACCUGCCCAAUAAGUCAUUAUGGCUUUAUGCCUACACAAAAUAUGACACAUCACUUUCAACAUGAAAUAAAACAUGGAAAAUAAAGUGAUUGAACAUU